This is a messenger RNA of Capsicum annuum, 1335 nucleotides long. Its product is annotated as stearoyl-[acyl-carrier-protein] 9-desaturase 1, chloroplastic. Gene Ontology annotation, molecular function: stearoyl-[ACP] desaturase activity. The coding region runs from base 114 to 1283 and encodes 389 amino acids. The record is from RefSeq and is a predicted model, not a curated record. Gene Ontology annotation, biological process: fatty acid metabolic process. NCBI's taxonomy places the organism in Eukaryota, Viridiplantae, Streptophyta, Magnoliopsida, Solanales, Solanaceae. The transcript is spliced from 2 exons. Gene Ontology annotation, cellular component: chloroplast stroma.
AUUAAACUUCCAGCUGAAGAAUUCAACAAAUUCUCCUUAUAAAUAACAUCUCUUUGUAAACAAUAUUGGUCACCAAUCUAAUACAACACUCUUUAAUUAACUUUCUAUUAGCCAUGCAAACUACAAGUUUCUCCCAAUACAACAUUCCAUCGAUUGCGUGGGUGUCACCUCCCCCUACAACCACCAUACUCCAUCAUAAAAUAACCCCAUCGGGGAGUUUAUCGCGGGUCCUCGCAGUGGCUUCACUCACAGCCACACCAUCACGCCACCAGGUUACUCACUCAAUGCCACCAGAAAAAUUAGAAAUAUUUAAGAAUUUAGAAUCUUGGGUUUCCGAAAGCAUCCUCCCCCUACGCAAGCCCGUACAGAACUGUUGGCAGCCCAUAGAGUUUCUCCCUGACCCAUCUCAAGGGCCCGAUGAAUUCGAGCAAGAGGUCCGGGCCCUAAGGCAGCGAGUUUUAGGGCUUUCGGAUGAGUACUUUGUUUUGCUUGUGGGUAAUAUGUUAACAGAGGAUGCUUUGCCUACCUAUCAGACCGUGUUUAACACGUUUGAUGGUGUACGCGAUGAGACUGGUUGCAGCCCAUGUCCGUGGGCAAUUUGGACUCGGUCAUGGUCAGCUGAGGAGAACCGACAUGGUGAUCUGCUAAGGACUUAUCUUUAUCUUUCAGGGAGAGUGGAUAUGUUGAUGAUUGAGAAGACACUGCAAUAUUCGAUUGGAGCUGGAGCUGACAUCGGAGCAGAGAACAAUCCAUAUAUGGGCUUUGUGUACACAUCAUUUCAAGAGCGAGCCACAUUUUUGACGCAUGGUAAUAUGGCUAAGCUAGCUAAAGAAGGUGGAGACCCCGUGCUAGCACGUAUAUGUGGUACAAUUGCAGCAGAUGAGAAGCGGCACGAGAAGGCUUACACAAGAAUUAUUGAGAAGUUGUUGGAAGUGGACCCAAACACGACUAUGCUAGCCAUCGGGAAUAUGAUGAAGAAGAGAAUUAGAAUGCCAUUGCAUCUCAUGUACGAUGGGCAAGAUCCGAAUAUAUUUGAGCAUUUUUCUGCCAUUUCCGAAAGGCAGGGCGUUUACACAUCUCGUGAUUAUGCCGAAAUGUUGGAUUUUUUCAUAACACGAUGGGAACUGGAAAAGCUUGAAGGCUUGACAAGCGAGGCAAGGCGUGCACAGGAUUUUGUGUGCGGACUUCCAUGCAAGGUUAGGAAGUUGGAAAAUCGAGCCAAGAAAUUAGAGUCCCGUCCCGUGAAGUUUAGUUGGAUUUUUAACAAGCAAGUGCGAGUUUAGAUAUAUUGAUUUGUAAUAAAGAUUUAAAAUAAAUGCUUAUCCUUUCAAUUAA